ACCAAUUUUUAAAGCUGUUAUAACAAAAAAAAAAAAAAGUGUUUGGUUUUUUUUCACAAGUAACUUUAAAAGUGUAGCUUAGAAAGAAAAGAAAAAAUAAAAAAAAAAACAUUUUCAGUAGACACAACAUUAUUCCUGGAUGCUUGCGAAUCCUAAACUAUAUUCAUACUUUAGUGUUACACAUACCUGUGUCAUAUACACAGAUGAGCUUUAAAAUUGUCACAUACCAUUACCACUUUGCCUUUACUUUUAUGUAUCAUUCCCCUGACUUCCUUACUGCAGGUGUGGGCAAGAAAACUUUUCCUUUAAAACUUUUCAACAGUGGGCAUAAAAUUCUGCAGCUGAGGUCUUGAAGAAUGCAGAUGGGAGAUGAAACCAGACAAAGGGUGAAGUUUACAGACGAUCGUGUUUGCAAGAGCCACCUUCUGGAUUGCUGUCCGCAUGAUAUCCUGGCUGGAACACGAAUGGACCUGGGAGAAUGUACAAAGAUCCAUGACUUGGCACUGCGAGCAGAUUAUGAGAUUGCAAGUAAAGAGAGAGAUCUGUUUUUUGAGCUGGAUGCAAUGGAUCACCUGGAAUCCUUCAUCGCAGAGUGUGAUAGGAGAACAGAGCUGGCCAAGAAACGCCUGGCUGAGACACAGGAAGAGAUCAGUGCCGAAGUGUCUGCAAAGGCAGAGAAAGUACAUGAGCUGAAUGAAGACAUUGGAAAACUCCUAGCUAAAGCUGAACAGCUGGGAGCUGAAGGAAAUGUUGAUGAGUCUCAAAAGAUCCUGAUGGAAGUGGAGAAAGUCCGAGCAAAAAAGAAAGAGGCGGAGGAAGAAUACCGAAAUUCAAUGCCUGCAUCCAGUUUCCAGCAGCAGAAGCUCCGUGUGUGUGAAGUCUGUUCAGCAUAUCUGGGUCUCCAUGACAACGACCGCCGUCUCGCUGACCACUUUGGAGGCAAAUUACACUUGGGUUUCAUUCAGAUUCGUGAGAAACUGGAUCAGCUGAGGAAAACAGUGGCAGAAAAGCAAGAGAAGAGAAACCAGGAUCGUUUGAGACGGAGAGAGGAGAGGGAACGAGAGGAGAGAAUGGGCAGACGGUCUGGAUCAAGAAAUAGAGAUCGUCGAAGAUCACGGUCUCGGGAUAGGAGGCGAAGACGCUCGAGAUCAGCUUCCCGUGAACGGCGGAAGUCUCGCUCCCGGUCCCGAGACCGACACAGACGCCACCGGAGCCGUUCCCGCAGCCAUAGCAGAGGUCACCGACGGGGGUCCAGAGACAGGAGUUCAAAACACAAAUCUUCUAGAGAUCGAUCUUCAAGAGAAAAGUCACGAGACAGAGAGAGAAAAGAGAAGAGCUCUUCUGAGAGACGGCACGAGAGCACAAAUGGGAAAUCUCGUUCCAAGAGAUCAGAAGAGAGAGAAGCUGGCGAGAUCUGAACUCAAACGAUCUGUGUUGCACUGUAAAUAGUCUGAUAAACAUUCUACACAAAGCCUAAAUUUCCCAUUUAUAUUUACUGAAUACAACUCAUCUUUUGUAGUUUGGAAUUUUUAUUGUUUGGCAGAUAGCUGUGAGUUUGUAGAGACACAGAGUUACGUACUGUUUAACAGGAUUUUGUUUUAGUAGGAAUAAAUAAAUCUGGACGGAUCGUUUUCAA
Aquila chrysaetos chrysaetos is the source of this 1636-nucleotide messenger RNA. It is a transcript of the gene LUC7L, whose product is annotated as LUC7 like. Bases 357 to 1418 code for a protein of 353 amino acids. Gene Ontology annotation, molecular function: mRNA binding. NCBI's taxonomy places the organism in Eukaryota, Metazoa, Chordata, Aves, Accipitriformes, Accipitridae. Gene Ontology annotation, cellular component: U1 snRNP; U2-type prespliceosome. The transcript is spliced from 10 exons. Gene Ontology annotation, biological process: mRNA splice site recognition. The record is from RefSeq and is a predicted model, not a curated record.